AUAUAAAAAAGCCCUUCGGGUCUAGGGUUUCUGUCGGUUAUAUUGGGUGCUCAGCUUCUAGGGUUUCUGAGAUUUUAAAGUGAGUUAAGCUGCGCCACCAUCCAACAGCAGCACAGCAACCAUGGUUCUCAAGACUGAGCUCUGCAAAUUUAGUGGUGCCAAGAUAUACCCUGGAAAGGGUAUCAGAUUUGUUCGCUCUGAUUCUCAGGUUUUUCUCUUUGCCAAUUCAAAAUGCAAGAGGUACUUUCAUAACCGUUUGAAGCCAUCUAAGCUUACAUGGACAGCCAUGUACAGGAAACAACAUAAGAAGGACAUUGCUGCUGAGGCUGUGAAGAAGAAGCGUCGCACAACCAAAAAACCUUACUCAAGGUCUAUUGUUGGUGCCACCUUGGAAGUUAUACAGAAGAGGAGGACUGAGAAGCAAGAAGUCCGAAAUGCUGCGAGGGAGGCAGCACUUCGUGAAAUUAAGGAGAGGAUCAAGAAAACUAAGGAUGAGAAGAAGGCAAAGAAAGCAGAGGUGAUGGCUAAGACACAGAAGACCAAGGGUGGUGGUGUGAGCAAGGCUCCUGCACCAAAGGGGCCCAAGCUUGGUGGUGGUGGUGGAAAGCGAUGAUUUAGUUCAUCUUGACUUCUUCCUUAAGUAGUAACAUGAACAAUUAAGAUUUUGUUGCCGAAUUUCAUGUAUGGGUUCAUUAAUCAGUAUUGCCAGAUAACUUGUUUAGUUUAUGAAUUUUUUUGGGAGUUACUUUUGUUUACUACCUACUUAAGGUUUCCUAAUGCAUAAUUUGUUUGAGUUUCUGAGGAAAUAUCUUGAAGGAUGGUGUUUGAUGUUUUGGUCUCUUCUGUUUUAUGAAAUAUUUAAGCUUAUACUUUUGACAGCA
Molecule: messenger RNA, 881 nt
Organism: Mangifera indica (mango)
Lineage: Eukaryota; Viridiplantae; Streptophyta; Magnoliopsida; Sapindales; Anacardiaceae
Product: 60S ribosomal protein L24-like
Exons: 5
Coding region: 122-613 (163 amino acids)
Biological process (GO): cytoplasmic translation
Cellular component (GO): cytosolic large ribosomal subunit
Molecular function (GO): structural constituent of ribosome; mRNA binding
Source: RefSeq, a predicted model, not a curated record